Messenger RNA from Cucumis melo (muskmelon), 1751 nucleotides. Its product is annotated as phenolic glucoside malonyltransferase 2-like. The transcript has 2 exons. Lineage: Eukaryota; Viridiplantae; Streptophyta; Magnoliopsida; Cucurbitales; Cucurbitaceae. The record is from RefSeq and is a predicted model, not a curated record. The coding region runs from base 181 to 1551 and encodes 456 amino acids.
UUGGCAAAUCAUGAAUGUUUUCAAAAUUCUAAAAGAUGUUCCUUUUCCUAGGAGUAAAAAGCAAAGACGAAAGCCAAUUCGUCAUCAUUUGUACGAUCUUUGAGAUGUUUUUGGACAAUUGAAGCACCCAAAGUUUUGAAAAAUCUAAUCCAUCAUCUUCUCACUUUCUUUUUAUUUUCGAUGGCUAACUUUCCUUCUCUAAACUUGAUUGACGUCUGCAAAGUCUCUCCUCCACCGACAGCAGCAGCGCCCUCUUCUCUUCCCCUCACUUUCUUUGAUUUGGCGUGGCUAAGGUUUCAUCCAACCCAACGUCUUUUCUUCUACGAAUUUCCAUUGGAUGAGAUCUCGUUUCACGACGUCAUUGUUCCAAAACUCAAGAGUUCUCUGUCUCUUACUCUUCGCCACUAUCUUCCUCUUGUUGGUAACCUCGUUUGGCCAUCUCAAUCUGAUGUACCCAUCAUUGAAUUUGUCGAAGGUGAUGGGGUUUUUGUGACGAUAGCGGAGUGCGACGGGGACUUUUAUCAUCUUUCUGGUAACGGAUUUCGGGAAGUUUCGAAAUUUCAUCCUCUUGUUCCUGAAUUGACAGUCUCUAAUGACCGUGCUGCAGCCACUGCUAUUCAGGUAACUAAAUUUCAAAAUAAAGGUUUUUCCAUUGGAAUAACCAAUCACCAUGCAAUCAUAGAUGGAAGAAGCUCAACUUCAUUUAUCAAAUCAUGGGCUCAAAUUUGUAUGGAAGAAUCCUCUAUACCAACCCCCAAACAAAUGUCAUUAUAUGAUAGGUCAGUUAUAACUGAUCCAAAAGAUUUUGCAAAAAUCUAUGCAAAAGCAUGGAAAGACCUGGAAGGACCCAACAACAAAAGCUUAAACCUCAAAUUCCCCAAAACAAAACAUGGUUUAAUUAGAAGCACUUUGGAAUUCACACACCAAAGCAUGCAAAAGCUAAAGGAAUGGAUCUUGAAAGAGAAGAGCAAGAAUGAAAAUUUUGAUUCUUCUUCUUCUCACAUAUCUUCAUUUGUAAUAGCAACGGCUUAUCUUUGUGUAUGUACAGCCAAAUUAGAAGGUUUAAAAGAAGGGAAACUAUGUUUUGCUUUUGCAGCUGAUGCAAGAACUCGUUUAAAGCCACAAGUGCCAUUGAAUUACUUUGGGAAUUGUUUGGUUGGUGUGUUUCUUCGACUUGAACGGUUUGAACUUUUGAGUGAAAAUGGAAUAAUUUUGGCUUGUGAUGAGAUUUCAAAGGCUAUUAGAAAUUUGGAUGAUGGAGUUUUAAAUGGGUGUGAGAAUUGGGGGUUAAGGAUGAGCCAAGUGACAAUUGAUUAUUCAAAAUCACAAGUCAUUUCUUUAUCUGGUUCACCAAGAUUUGGAGUUUAUAAUGUUGACUUUGGAUUUGGAAAGCCAAAGAAAGUGGAGAUUGUGUCAAGUGAAUUACCAAAUGUUUUUUCUUUGAUUGAUAGUAGAAAUAGUGAUGUGGUAAUGGAGAUUGGUGUUGUUAAGGAAAAAGAUGAAAUGGAAGCUUUUAUUGCUAUAUUUAAUCAUGGCUUUGAAUCUAUUUGAAAUCAUCAUGAUUGGGAGUUUCCAAAGAUUAAUUUGUCCGCUUUUUGAGUUUUGCUACAUUUUUAAUAAUGAUGUUUAAUUUAAUAGAGGUUAAAAGUACUAUGCUAUUUUUGUAUUUUGUAAGACUUGUUUCAUUUUAGUAAUGGUACUUUUAUGUAUGAGUGAUUUAAUAAAUUUUACCAUUAUUUGCUUAUUGCCAA